CCCUCUCUUCUUGCUGCUUGGACCAAAGCCUCGGCGAUGCUCUGCUUUCCCGCUCCGCCGUACACAGUCCUCGGUGAAGCGGAGAUGGCGCUCCUGUAGGAUGGGAUUCUUUUUCGCGGCUUUCCACACGGCGUCUCGAUAACAACCAUAUAGCGUACAAUUCGAAUUUGCCAAAAAAAAAAAAACAUCGGAGUUAAAACCAUGACUUUGAUAAAAAGUUUGCAGGCAAAGAAUGGAUUGGAAGUUCAAGUGGUAUUCAUAUGAGGGAAUGGCUGCUGCAGAUGGAGGGUGUGCACUUCUAUUUUUUUUUAUGUGAGCCAGUAUCUGUGCAUGUAUUGUCUGAAGCCUCAUUUACCUGACACUUCCUAAAGAGGACAUAGUAUAUAAAUAUCGUCCAGUAAAGUUGUGGUGUGGAGCUACAAAAAGGCCACCCACAGUCUCCCCAUUGUUCACCGGCGGUGCAGUUGGUCUGACCCUCCAGCUGCUUAGACAUGGCCCCCAAGAAAGCCAAGAAGAGGGCAGCAGAGGGAGCAAACUCCAACGUCUUCUCCAUGUUUGAGCAGGCGCAGAUCCAGGAGUUCAAAGAGGCCUUUACCAUCAUGGACCAGAACAGGGACGGCUUCAUUGACAAGAACGAUCUGAGGGACACUUUUGCUGCUCUGGGGCGUCUGAACGUGAAGCAGGAAGAGAUCGAUGACAUGCUCAAAGAGGCUCCCGGCCCCGUCAACUUCACCGUCUUCCUCACCAUGUUUGGAGAAAAGCUUAAAGGUGCUGACCCAGAGGAAACCAUCCUGAAUGCGUUUAAAGUCUUUGACCCUGAAGGGAAAGGAGUGCUGAGGAAGGAUUACGUGACACAGAUGUUGACGACACAAGCCGACCGAUUCUCUGCUGAAGAGAUGGAGCAGAUGUUUACCGCCUUCCCCCCUGAUGUGUCGGGAAACCUGGACUACAAGAAUCUGGUUCACAUCAUCACUCAUGGAGAGGAGAAGGAUCAGGAGUAAACUUUCUUUUGCUUUUGUCAAAUAAAUAAAAAUCUUUAAGAGUGACUCGAGGCCUGUAAGGGAGACAGGAACUUUGGAUUUGAAUCUGGAAAUUGCUUUUUUUUUCCAAACAGGGACCUUGACUUUUUUGAAAGUACUAAAAGUCACAAUUCUCUUAACUCACAUACAUCAAUUUAUCCCCUUUAUUUUGUUGCUUUCACCUAUUAGGGAAAAGAAAGUCAGUUCAACAGAAGCAAAAACUGUCAAAAUAUCCCAUUUAUAUACCAACUGUUACAUAACUAUGUCAAUUUACUAAGUACUUUCUGAUUUAGAUGCAAAAAUAUUAGAGUUUUAAUGUUUAUGUAGAUGUAGUUUUUUGGAGAAAAUAAUAAAAUCCCAACAGAUGAGUUUCUUUGUGUCAAACUUUGAAUUGUAAGCAUGUCGGUGUGAGCUUUGCUUUGACAGAAACACAAAAUAAACUGAAUUCUCACGAG
This is a messenger RNA of Oryzias melastigma (Indian medaka), 1474 nucleotides long. It is a transcript of the gene myl2a, whose product is annotated as myosin, light chain 2a, regulatory, cardiac, slow. The coding region runs from base 492 to 1001 and encodes 169 amino acids. The transcript has 9 exons. Gene Ontology annotation, molecular function: calcium ion binding. The record is from RefSeq and is a predicted model, not a curated record. NCBI's taxonomy places the organism in Eukaryota, Metazoa, Chordata, Actinopteri, Beloniformes, Adrianichthyidae. Gene Ontology annotation, biological process: cardiac muscle contraction; muscle cell fate specification; heart development. Gene Ontology annotation, cellular component: cytoplasm; myofibril.